Molecule: messenger RNA, 3405 nt
Organism: Prunus armeniaca (apricot)
Lineage: Eukaryota; Viridiplantae; Streptophyta; Magnoliopsida; Rosales; Rosaceae
Source: the annotation of a GenBank genome assembly
AUGGCGACUUCUGUGGACAGUAAGGAGCAUAGUACUGGGAAUUCUGAAGAAGGUGAUCUAUCUGAUGACAGUGGACAAGAAUAUCCACCAUCUCCGGUUCAUGAGGUGAAGGUUGUGGAUAGCUAUGAUGUGUUUCACGGAUCUCCAAAUGACAGAAAAAGGAUUGCUCUUGUUGUUGACUACUCUGAAUUUCCUGGACCCAAAAGGUUCAAGCAGAACAUAGAGAUCAAAGAUGUUGUAACAGAGCAUGUUCUUCCUUUCCUUCCUGCCAAAUCACUUUUCAGGUUCAGAGCUGUUAGCAAAGAGUGGGAUGAGUUGAUUACCAGUCCUUUUUUCAUUCACCAGCAAUCUCAUCACUUCCGGGACAUCUCUGGUCUGUUUUGUCAACUCCCUGGUGAUGCGCCUUUCUUCGUGUCUCUUAAUGGUGAUGCUUAUGGCGUUCCCAGUCCUUCCCUCAGUUUCUUGCCUGAACCAGUUACUGUCAGAACCAGUUGCAAUGGUCUGCUCUGCUGCCAAAGCUGCAAUGGAGAAAAUACCUACUAUAUUUGCAACCCUGCUACCAGGGAAUGGAGAGCGCUUCCCAAGUCAAACUUGUAUCAUGGCCCUGAACCAGCCCUAGCUCUAGCCUUUGAGCCUUCUGUCCUGAACUUUGCAGCACAUUAUCAACUUAUUUGUGCUUUCUCUUUAACUGAUCAUCCGGUUAUCUGUUUCGAAAUAUUCUCUUCGAGGUCAUCCUCAUGGAGACUUGCUGACACAGAAUGCUGUGAGCUAAAUGCUUCGAAGCUGAAUGGAGAUGGGCUCUUUAUGAAGGGUGUAGCCUUCUGGGAAACUUCUGCUGGGGAUAUUUUAGCUUUUGAUUUGAAUGAGGAGCAAUAUGGUAUUCUGUCACUCCCUCUCGGCAGCGGACCUCAUGGUGCUUUGGUAGAGAUGCACGGGGAGCUCUGUUACAUUCUGCCUCAUCGAAAGGGCUAUGAGUACAACCUGGACAUCUAUGGUGAUAUGGACAUGAAUCUGAAGCAUAGUAUUUCUCUUGAUGGUGAUUUUUUAAGCGAAUUUACUGAGAAGAUGAGGGCUCUGGCUUGCGUCAAUAGUGAUGUGGUGAUAGUUAAUAUUGGAAAGAUACUGAUUGCCUAUGAUGUGAAAGCAGGGAAGGCUGAAGUGCUAAGAAGUGGAACCAGGACUGAUGAUGGAUAUGGGAGGGGUGGCCGAGACAAAAACAGAGGUUUAGAGAGAGAGCUAAGGGUUGGUCCCUCCUUUGUAGGAGGCCAUAAUGGCAAGGACACACUAGAGUGCUCCUCCCUUUCUCUUUCCUUUGAGAAACCCUCCUACCCUAUCUUCUUUCCAUUGAUCACCAGGGGGUCUUCAAUCAUUGAGGCGAGCAGUUACGGGAGAGGUGAAGUGGUACCUGGCCGGAGGUUGAUCAAGAGACGAAUAAUGUCUUCUGAUAGUGCUCCGUCCCCGGAUCACUCUUCACCACCAUCACCAGACUCCUCGUCGUCAUCCCCGUCUCCAAAGGAAUCCCCGAAGGAAUCACCUCCCGAGAAACCGCCCUCGUCGCCACCACCAUCCUCACCACCACCAUCAGCACCGCCACCGUCAUCGCCGCCUCCGUCAUCACCUCCACCAUCAUCUCCGCCACCUCCAAAGGACUCGAGCCCACCUCCCAAGGGUUCCUCAUCGUCACCUCCACCAAAAGCGGCAUCCUCCUCGCCACCUCCGCCAAAGGAAGCGACCCCAGCUGGUUCGCUUCCUCCUCCAAAGGAGCAGGCUGUGCCGACACCUCCGGCGGCUGUUACUGAAGCAAAUGAUACGGCUGCCGCUACAACACCUCCACACGCGCGUCCUAAGACUUCUCCCACUGGUGCACUAUCGCCGCCGUCACAUGGAAGCAGCACCCCAUCAACAGAUAGCUCUGAUGAAGACAGCUCAUCAUCAACGGAUAAUAAAGGUAAGAUAGCCGGAGUGGCUAUUGGGGCGUCAUUGGUUAUAAUUGUCUUGCUCGUGGUGUGCGUGGUUUGCAUCAGAAGGAAGAGGAGAAAGCGUCGUGAAAUGCAGUACUAUGGAGAUCCUGCUGAUCAUCACAAAGGUGGUGGUGGCUAUUACAACAAUACACAGCAACAAAAUUGGCAUGACAUGAAUAAUCCACAAGGAGACCAUGUGGUGAGGCUAAACAACCAAGCACCUGGUGGUGGUGCCUGGCCUUCGGGGCCACCUCCUACGAGUGGCGAAGCGAGCACCAAUUUCUCGGGACAGCCAUUGCCACCUCCGUCGCCAACAAUGUCACUUGGGUUCAACAAGAGCACCUUCACUUAUGAUGAGCUUGCAGCUGCCACCAGUGGGUUUUCAGAGGCGAAUUUGUUGGGUCAGGGCGGGUUCGGGUAUGUGCACAAAGGUGUCUUGCCCAAUGGGAAAGAGGUUGCAGUGAAAAGUCUCAAGUCGGGCAGUGGUCAAGGAGAACGAGAAUUUGCGGCGGAGGUGGAGAUCAUUAGCCGAGUUCAUCAUCGGCAUCUUGUGUCGCUGGUUGGAUAUUGUAUUGCUGGUGGGCAGAGAAUGCUGGUCUAUGAAUUUGUUGAAAACAAAACCAUGGAACAUCACUUGCAUGGAAAGGGUCUUCCACCUAUGGACUGGCCAACUAGGCUUCGGAUUGCGGUUGGAUCUGCCAAAGGGCUUGCAUACCUUCAUGAAGAUUGCCACCCGAAAAUCAUCCAUCGUGAUAUUAAAUCUGCUAACAUUCUCCUUGAUUUCAACUUUGAAGCCAUGGUUGCUGAUUUUGGGUUGGCCAAGUUGUCUUCUGACAAUUACACCCACGUGUCUACACGAGUUAUGGGAACUUUCGGGUAUUUGGCUCCAGAAUAUGCAUCAAGUGGAAAAUUGACAGAGAAAUCAGAUGUUUUCUCAUUUGGAGUCAUGCUCCUGGAACUCAUAACUGGAAAGCGACCAGUGGAUCCUUCAAAUGCAAUGGACGACAGCUUAGUUGACUGGGCUCGACCACUUCUCAACCGUGCACUAGAGGAAGGCAAUAAUUUGGAGCUAGUUGACAUCCGCUUGGACAAUAACUUCAACCCUCAGGAGAUGGCACGCAUGGCGGCCUGCGCUGCUGCAAGUAUCCGUCACUCUGCUAGAAAGCGCCCGAAGAUGAGCCAGAUUGUACGUGCACUCGAAGGAGAUGUGUCACUAGAUGACUUGAAUGAGGGGACAAAACCAGGGCAGAGCUCCAUGUUCAACCCCACUGCCGGCGGAGGAAGCUCGGACUACGACACGCAGGCAUACAAUGCAGACAUGAAGAAGUUCAGAAAGUUGGCCUUGUCAAGCCAGGAGUUUGGGAGCAGUGAGUUUGGGACUUCAAGUAAUGACUCCAGAGAAAUGUCUGGCACACCCAAGAACCCAAAGCAGCAACUCCUUUAA